Messenger RNA from Dracunculus medinensis (Guinea worm), 231 nucleotides. NCBI's taxonomy places the organism in Eukaryota, Metazoa, Nematoda, Chromadorea, Rhabditida, Dracunculidae. The record is from the annotation of a GenBank genome assembly.
AUGAAAUUGAGGAAAUUCUACAAAGAAAGCCAUUAUUGGUCGGAUGAUAUGGAUGUUUCGAUCCGCAUUGAAUAUCAAAGACAAAUGAAACCAGCCGAGGCCAAUCAAGCUAUGUUACUUGGACAAAAUGAACCUAAACUAAUUACUUUUUAUACUCCAGUCAUGCCUGAUGAUGAAGCUAAAUUUCAAAGCUCUCGAUCACUUUUUUCAACAAAAACGUAUCAACCAUAG